Microdochium trichocladiopsis is the source of this 5325-nucleotide messenger RNA. Its product is annotated as chitin synthase. Bases 1 to 5325 code for a protein of 1774 amino acids. The record is from RefSeq and is a predicted model, not a curated record. Lineage: Eukaryota; Fungi; Ascomycota; Sordariomycetes; Xylariales; Microdochiaceae. The transcript is spliced from 3 exons. Gene Ontology annotation, molecular function: cytoskeletal motor activity; chitin synthase activity; ATP binding. Gene Ontology annotation, cellular component: cell periphery; cell septum; myosin complex.
AUGUACUCGGUGGCCUCCGAGCUGGGAGGUCCCCGUGGUGCUGGACAACAAUCGCAGCAGGUCUCAACGACCACGCUGCUCAACGCCAUUCACAACAUCUACUUGUCAUCUCAGCCGUACAGGCUGGAUGCGGGAACCAGUAUUGCUGUCAACACAUGGCUCAUCGCGAGCCAACCGGGUCCUGAUGGCCGUUCUGGAGGCACAGUCGACUCGGCCCUCGCGGCACGAGCCUGGGAGCACGCCCGUCGCCGCGCGGAGGAUAGUUGCAUCAUCCUUGGCUCGCUGCACAAUUCGACGCCCUCGUUGAUCCAGCCUUUCCUAUCUGCGAUGCCAUUCUCGAUCCCGUCCACCCUUUAUACUGCCCUUGAGGCCGUCAAGCCAAUGAUUCGUUAUGUCACACCAUACAAUCCGUCGACUCCUGGCCAGGUUGCUCUCGGUGUCACUUUGACCCUCAAUCUCACCGGCACUCUCAACGGUGCCAGCAUUGCUCUGUCUCAAAGUGGCAUCGACACGGCCAAGGGUCUGUUGAACGUACCGGCGGAGCCUGGCUACCGUGCGUUCGACGUAUUCUACUACCUGCUUACCUCUGCUUCGACGCCCGCGGAGCGCGAAUUCCUUGGUCUCAAGGCUGCAUCCAGUUAUUCGUUGCUCGCCAAGUCUGGCACUUAUGGCCCGCCAUCAUACCUCCCUACAGCAGAUGAUUCUGCUGCUGCGGACGACUUCCGCAACGCUCUCAAGGAGAUUGGCAUCAAGGGAUCGGCCCACCGCAACUUCAUCUCGACUCUUGCUGGACUUCUCAAGCUCGGCAACACUCUUGAUUACAACGUCGAUGGUGAUGUCCUUGAUGACAUCUGCGAGGACGUCGGUGGCCUCCUCGGACUCGAUCCUGAAGUGCUUGCCCGUCAAUGCACUACCGAGGAUCGGCAGACACUUGUGGGCGGCCUUUACGAGGCGCUUGUGGACUGGGUCAUCACCAAGGCGAACGCUGCCAUUGCUGUCCAGAUGGCGCGUGUUCGCGAUGGAGUCGAAUCGAUCGACGGCCGCGGAGCUCCAACUGCCCAUUCGCAAGAAGACAACGGUGACACCGUAUGCCUUUCCGUCAUCGAGAUUCCUGACCCCUCAGUAGGCAAGGCUGUCGCAAUGCGAGGCAUCUUCGAUGAUGCUCAAGGCAUCAAUGCUGAGAUGAAAGAAGACGGUGUGGAUGUGCCUUCACCAGGGACUUCGGUCAUUCGUGAGAUGCAGAACGCUGUUGCAGAAGUCGGGCCACACCUCGGCGUGAUGACCGGUCCAGCCGGCCGUGAUCGCCAGCACGAGCUCGAAAAGCGCGAGGUCGUCCUCGAGAAGGUUGCAUACGCAGGUGAUGAGGAUGGGUUUCUUCGCAAGCUGCUCUUCCCUGUCCCUAAUGCUGGCAUCAAUCUCGGUCAGAACGCCCGCCUGGACCUCGCCGCGAUCCUCAGUGCUAGCCGUGUGUGGUAUCACCUUUCCAUCCACCCUACGGACGAAACCCCUGCCAGUCUGGCUGCGCUGCCAUCGGUAAACUCUGCCUGGUCAGCAGGUACAGUUUCUCGCCAGCUCCGAGCAUGGAGACUGCCGGAGUGGGCCAACAGGCAGAACAGGAACCUCGAUUUUACUGCUGACUUUGACCUUGACGAAUUUGUCCAACGCUUUGGUCCUCUCGGUUGCAGGGAGGGCAAAGACGGCAUCGAAGCAUGGAUAAUUGAACGCGGCUGGAGCAACGGGGAGGUGGUAGUAGGCAAGGACCGCGUCUGGAUGCGUGAGAACGCGUGGUGGGAGGCUGAGAGCAUGCUUGACCUAAAGCCCGCUGAUCAUGGCAUGAACAACUUGCCGAUGGGUAUGGGAAUGGGUCCAGGUAUGGCAAAUCAGAAUAUCUUCAUGACCCCUGCCGAGACUGGUUACUCGUCUGUCCACAAUGGCAGUGGCUUCUUCCCGCCAAUGGCCGAGGGCUCGACCGGCAGCCAAGACGGUCUGGUCCACCACCGCAACCAGAGCCAAUAUUCUAUCGGCCACAGCCCUCUCGCCCCCCCGUCCAUUGCACCAAGCGCCAAGCGCAGCAUCCACAACACCACUGGUGACUACGGUCUCGGUAUCAAGGGUGAUGCCAUGCAGAACCACGUAUUCUACACAAGCGAUGGCGAGUUCAUGAACAAUCUGGACCCGGCUUUGGCCAAGGGAAAACAUGUCGAGACACAGCAGACGACGUUUGGGCGUCGUGUCUGGGUCGGAUUUGUUUGGGCUUUGACUUUCUGGAUUCCGUCCCCCCUUCUUUCCGUCAUUGGUCGCAUGAAGCGGCCUGAUGUCCGCAUGGCUUGGAGAGAGAAGUUCGUCCUCUGCUUCUUCAUCCUACUCAUGAACGCAGCGAUUGUUUUCUGGAUCGUCGGUAUUGGCUUGAUUGUGUGCCCAGACUUCGACAAAGCAUGGUCCACGAAAGAAGUCGCCUUCCAUGGAGGCGAGGAUGAUUAUUGGGUCAGCUUCCAUGGAAAAGUCUAUGACAUGACGAAGUUCUGGAGGCUCCCGCACAGCGACACCAAUAUCCCUACCACUCCUGAAAACAUGAUUCAGUUUGCUGGAAAGAAUCUUGAUGGCUAUUUCCCGGCCCCUCUACCUAUGCUCUGCCCUGGACUCGGGACUGACGACACAAUGGAAUUGAUGCUGAACAACACUCUGGAGUUCGAAAUUGGCAAGCAUGUAUCUGGCAGGCUACAGACUGACCCGACUUCUGCCCUCCACGACCCGAACUGGUAUCCGAAUACCUUCUUGCCGAAGAUGAAGGAAUACUACAAGGGUAGCCUGGUCUGGGACAUGGCAGAAGUCGCGCAAGACGGCAGCAAGAACAGUCACAUGUGGUUCGCGUACAAUGGCGGAAUCUACGACUUGACCGACUACUUCAAGACGACCGACUACUACAAGAACUUCCCCCAAUACAACUUCUUGGAUGACGGUAUUGUCGAUCUGGUCCAGAGCAAUCCGGGACAGGAUAUCACUAGCUUGGUUGAUUCCAAGUUCCGAGCAGCCGCAUCGAACGCCACCACCACCGCCAGGAUGAAAAACACCAUCAACUGCCUUAACAAUGCGUUCUACAUAGGCAUUCCUGACUUCCGCUAUUCUGCUCGCUGCCAGGCGAACAACUACAUUCUGAUAGCGUUCACGAUCAUCAUCUGUUCUGUCAUCGGUGUCAAGUUCCUCGCUGCUCUUCAAUUCGGCUCCAAGCGUCGCCCUUCGCCCCAGGAUAAAUUCAUCAUUUGUCAGGUUCCUGCCUACACCGAAGGCGAGGAAUCCUUGCGGAAGGCUCUGGACUCGCUCACAGCUCUUCAGUACGACAACAAGAGGAAGCUCAUCUGCGUCAUCUGCGACGGUGUCAUCGUUGGUGAGGGCAAUGAUCGUCCUACUCCGAAGAUUGUUCUCGAUAUCCUUGGCGUCGACCCUAAGCUUGACCCUCCUGCCCUUCCCUUCAAGUCUAUCGGCACUGGCAUCGAGCAGCUGAACUACGGCAAAGUGUACUCGGGUCUCUACGAGUUCGAGGGCAAUGUUGUCCCCUACGUGGUUGUCGUCAAGAUUGGCAAGGAGUCCGAGCAGUCCAAGUCGAAGCCUGGUAAUCGUGGAAAGCGUGACUCGCAGAUUCUUCUCAUGAGCUUCCUGAACCGCGUUCACCACCGUGCUCCAAUGAACCCUCUCGAGUUGGAAAUGUUCCACCAGAUCAACAACGUCAUUGGUGUCGAUCCAGAGUUGUACGAAUACCUCUUCAUGGUUGAUGCUGACACAUCUGUCCGGGAGGAUUCCCUCAACCGACUGGUCGCUGCUUGCGCCAACAACUCAAAGAUUGCCGGCAUUUGCGGCGAGACAGCUCUGCAGAACGAAGAGCGCAGUUGGUGGAGUAUGAUUCAGGUCUACGAGUAUUAUAUCUCUCACCACCUCUCCAAGGCCUUCGAAUCUCUCUUCGGAAGUGUUACUUGUCUUCCCGGAUGUUUCUCCAUGUACCGCCUGCGCUCCGCCGACAAGGGCAAGCCUCUCAUCAUUUCCGACAACAUCAUCCGAGAGUACAGCGUCUGCAAGGUCGACACCCUGCAUAUGAAGAACCUCUUGUCGCUUGGUGAGGAUCGUUUCCUGACGACUCUAAUGACCAAGUACUUCCCUGAAAUGUCGUACAAGUUCAUUCCCGAUGCCUACUGUCAGACUGCAGCCCCUGAGACAUGGAGUGUCCUGCUGUCUCAGAGACGUCGCUGGAUCAACUCAACCAUCCACAACUUGUGUGAGCUGGUCAUGCUCAAGGACAUGUGCGGUUUCUGCUGCUUCUCUAUGCGCUUCGUCGUCUUUAUCGAUCUCUUCGGUACAAUCAUCCUACCCGCGACUGCGGUGUACAUUGGCUGGCUCAUCUACAAGGCUACGUCAGGCGGCCAGUUCCCCUGGAUCUCCCUCGUAAUGAUCGCCGCCGUGUACGGUCUUCAGGCGCUCAUCUUCAUCGUCAAGAGGCAGUGGCAGCACAUUGGUUGGAUGAUUAUCUACCUGCUCGCGUUUCCGAUCUACAGUGUCGUUCUCCCCAUCUACUCCUUCUGGAACCAGGACAACUUCACAUGGGGUAACACGAGAAUCGUCAUUGGCGAGAAGGGUGACAAGCAAGUGGUUGCUGUCACAAACGACCCAUUCAACCCGCAGGAUGUGCCGUUGCAAUACUGGGAUGUGUAUGCCCAGGCUAACAACCUUCCUGGCCGUCGUGGUGGCCAUGCCGGCAUUCCUUCUGAGAAGGGCCACCACGAUGUCUACGAGGAUACGUAUGAGAUGGACGACAUGCGAUCUGUCUACUCUUCGGUGCGCCAGCCAUCUGUUCUGACGGGGCUUCAGGGCCGUGGAGGCUACAUGCCUCCCCAUUCGCCCGCACCAUUCCAGCAGCAGGGCUUCGCACGGCAGUCAAGCUACAGCACCAACAUGCCAUAUGCUGACAAUUCCAUGAACCGGCAAUCCAUGGCAUCUUUCGGUGGCCUCCCCCAGCGGACGGAGUCUCCCUACCAAGACUCUCCGGCGAUUGGUGGUGGUGCAUUCCGGCAACCAGGCAGUGGUUCACGGACGCCUCUGGGCAACCGUGGCCUGCACCAGUCUGUCGCCAGCUUUGAUUUCCAAAGAGGCAAUACUGGGCCUGAUGACGGCAUGAUUGUGGAAGCAAUUCAGGCCGUUCUUCGGGAGUGUGACCUUGACUCCGUGACUAAGAAGCAGCUGCGUGCCAUGGUUGAGCAAAGGCUACAGACUGAGCUUGUUGGUGAGCGCAGGACUUUCAUGGACCGCCAGAUUGACAACGAGCUGGCCAACAUGUAA